AUGGCAGGACGACUUGUCCUUCUGAGUGUCUUGAUGCUGUGCUUGGUGGCAGCACAUGCAGGAGGUUACGGCGCAGCAUAUGGAGUAUCCACCGAACACGGACCACGACCUAAUGGAUUCAGGCCUCAGAACGGUGGUGGUGUGGGGUCCCUGCUGAUGCCAUCAAAAGGUGUUGGUCGGACAAUGGGACAGCAGCAAGGAUAUGCUGGGUAUCCUACCAAAGGAGUAGGUUAUGGAGCAGCUGCUGGAAUGAGAAAGGGAUUAGGACUAAAAGGACAUGGAUUUAUUGCCGGCCCAACAAAUGGCCGACAGCUAAAUGGUCAUGGUGCUCAUGCUGGAGGAUACGGUGGAUUAAGAACCAAAGGAAAUGGAAAUAACGCUGCUGCUGCUGCACAAUAUGGACUUGGAACAAAAGGCACCGGACGAACUCCAGCAGUUUUUCCCAACAGAAAUGGAGCCAGAUUCAACGGAUAUGGAGCUUUAGCUGGCCAAACCAACGAACAAAUGAAAGGUUACGGAGCUCAAGCUGGUGGAUAUGGUGGAGUAAAUAAAGGUUACGGUGCUCAUGCUGGAGGUUACGGUUACGGUGCUCAGGCUGGUGGAUAUGGUGAGCAGAGAACUAAAGGCAACAGUCAUGGAGUUCUAGCCGGCCCAACAAAUGGACAACAAAUGAAAGGUUACGGUGCUCAGGCUGCUGGAAAUGGUGGACAACACACCAGAGACAACGCUGCACAAAAUGCAUACGCAACCAAAGGAGUGGUAGCUGGCCCGUCCAGUGGCAACGGAGCACGAGCAAACGGUCAGGGAGGAGAUGGGAGGAAACCCAUGAAGGGAUAUAAUCGACCACUUUCUGGGACAGGGCAGGUGAUGGGACCCUUCAGAGGUGUAGGAGUACCUCCGUCCACCAGGAAUCAAGAGAAAGACUACAGAGGAGCUUAUGGUGCUGCUGGUUUGGGUCUGGGUCCUCGUUAUGGACAUGGAAGAAUGAAGGGUCCAGUUCCAGGUUAUGGGGCUGCAGCUGGUGCAUCCGAUGGACAAGGUGUGAAAUCUAAAUCCUAACAUCAUUGUCCUGUAACAGGGUAUGCUGGAGUACAAAGACUGAAUGGAAAUGGAGCCUUGCAAAGUGGUUAUGGAAAUCCAAGUGUUGGAGCUGCCAAACCGGAUAAACCAGGAUUUACUAAUCUUCCGAAUGGUUAUGGAGCCAAACCUAAUGGAUACAGAGCUUCCAAAGGCGGUGCUGUGAGAUCCCAGUCAGGUUAUCUGAAUGGAGCUGCUUCUAAUGGAUAUGGAUAUAAACCCAAAGAUUAUGGAGCUGCUGGUGCUGGAGCUCAUAAAGGAUACAGCCCCCAAACUAACGGCCACAUAAAUGGUAACAGCGCUGCCCUGGGAGGAUAUGGAGGUACAGUUAAUGGGUAUGGACAGAGCAGAGGCCCAAAACCUCACAUAACAAAGGGAGCUGGAGUUUUGUCCUCGAGCAAUGGUUAUGGGAUGGGUCAAGCUGUUAGAGGUGCAGAUUUCUCCAAUGAGAAAAGCCUUGAAGGUGGAGUGUUUCCUUCUCAGCAUCAGGCUGCAACACAAAUGCAGGAUGUUGGUCCUCAACAAGCGAUCACUCACGGUGAAGUUCUGGGUGCCCCACAAUAUGGAGACCUUGUCUCUGGGAAAAAUGAGAAAUACCAAAAGCUGCUCGCCCCACAAGAUAAAAGCUACAAACUGAAACAGCUAUUCCCUGAAGCCACUCCAGAAGCAGCUCCUGAUGCACCUGUGGUUCUGCAGAACAAUCCUGCACCAGAACCAGCAGCAGUCCUUUCUCAAGGCAAGUAG
Messenger RNA from Nematolebias whitei (Rio pearlfish), 1821 nucleotides. RefSeq names its product calymmin (gene cmn). NCBI's taxonomy places the organism in Eukaryota, Metazoa, Chordata, Actinopteri, Cyprinodontiformes, Rivulidae. The transcript has 30 exons. The record is from RefSeq and is a predicted model, not a curated record.